AUGGAAGAAAAACGUGGAGAAUCUUUCGUUAACCUUCCACCGGGCUACAGAUUUGAGCCUUAUAAUAAAGAACUAAUCACUCAUUAUCUCAAACCCAAGAUCAAUGGAUUUGAUUUGCCUCUGAAUCCAAUACACAAACUUGACAAUAUCAACGUCUACGGUCCUGAAGAUCUCACUGAUAUUGCAAUUAGACUAUCAUUUAGGAUCAACGGGAGUCGUCCUGACCGAAAAGCCGGCGAUGGGUUUUGGAAAGCCACCGGAAAAGACCACCCAAUCAAAGACGAUGAUGGUACAUUGAUCGGACACCAAAGAUCAUUGGUGUAUUUCAAGGGAAAAUCUAACAAUAACAAAAAGGAUAAGAAAAAGAAUAAUAAUCAUAAGACGCACUGGCAUAUGCUAGAGUUACGAGUCCCUGAUCAACCCAAAUUAAUACCUAAGAGGAAACGAGAUCAUCAACAAGAUACCAAUACUAGUAUGAGGUUGGAUUAUGUGCUAUGUAGAAUCUACUACAAUAGAGGAGCCAAAAAAGAAAUAAAAGAUGUACAAGUUAAAGAAGAAAAUAAAGAAGUGGAGGAGGAAAACAUCGAUAGCCACGAACAAGAAAUUAACAAUCAACAAUUCUCCAACACUAGCUCGAACCCCUCCUCUGUCACCAACAACAAUUACCAAUUUGUAGGUUAUGAUUAUGAGUUGGUUAACAGCAACAACGUCAUCAGCUACGAAAAUAAUAAUAAUGGUUUGGUUAACAACAACAACAACCUCAUCAGCUAUGACAAUUAUGACGGCAUGGUUAACGGCAGCAACCUCAUCAGCUACGACAAUGAUGGCUUGGUUAGUAGCAAUAACGACCUCAUCAGCUCCGACAAUGAUGGUCUGAAUAACUCCAUCUAUGCUGGUCUUCAGGAUAUCGUGCCGGAUUUUGAUAGUUUUUAUGACAAGAUAAUGACCGAUGUAUUAUUGGACCAAAUAGAUUUCACAGCAUAUUGA
Molecule: messenger RNA, 987 nt
Organism: Chenopodium quinoa (quinoa)
Lineage: Eukaryota; Viridiplantae; Streptophyta; Magnoliopsida; Caryophyllales; Amaranthaceae
Product: NAC domain-containing protein 41-like
Exons: 4
Coding region: 1-987 (328 amino acids)
Biological process (GO): regulation of DNA-templated transcription
Molecular function (GO): DNA binding
Source: RefSeq, a predicted model, not a curated record